This is a messenger RNA of Salmo salar (Atlantic salmon), 981 nucleotides long. RefSeq names its product GrpE-like 2, mitochondrial (gene grpel2). Gene Ontology annotation, biological process: protein folding; protein import into mitochondrial matrix. Gene Ontology annotation, molecular function: protein homodimerization activity; protein-folding chaperone binding; adenyl-nucleotide exchange factor activity. Lineage: Eukaryota; Metazoa; Chordata; Actinopteri; Salmoniformes; Salmonidae. The record is from RefSeq and is a predicted model, not a curated record. Gene Ontology annotation, cellular component: PAM complex, Tim23 associated import motor.
UUGUGGCUGUAGUAACUAGUGACGACCAGUUGGCUGGCCUAAACUUCCGCUGCAGUGAAUUUGAACGGAAUCUCAGAAAUAUGGCCAUACGCUGUUUUUUCUCGACUCGGAAAAAUCUAAACUGCUUCGGCAGAUUACAACUCCUCUUGUCAAAUGAUUGCAGCGCCGUGAUUGGCCUCUACAGCACAGCAGCAAAGCAGUGGGGAACAGGUGAUGAUUGCCAUGGUGAUGACACCACAGAUGACUCCAGCCAUGCGGGGACCAAUGUGAGACUGCUGGAGAUGAGAGCCAGCAAGCUGGAGGAGCAGGUCAGGGAGCUGACGGAAAGAUACAAAAGAGUCAUGGCUGACUCUGACAACGUUCGAAGAAGAACUCAGAAGUUUGUUCAAGACGCCAAGCUGUUUGGGAUCCAGAGUUUCUGCCGUGACCUGGUGGAGGUAGCUGACCUGUUGAAGCAGGGGGAGGAGGACCAGAGACUGGCCCAGAUCAAGGAGAGGCUGCAGGGGGUCUUCACAAAGCACGGUCUUAUGAAGAUGAGCCCCGUUGGGGCUAAAUACGACCCUUACCAGCACGAGAUAGUGUGCCACACUCCUGCUGAGGGAUGGGAGCCUGGCACCGUUGCUGUGGUGAAGCAUGAUGGGUACAAGCUCCAUGGACGCACCAUCCGGCAUGCUCAGGUGGGCAUUGCUGUGAUGACACAGGAGCAGGACUAAGGCUUGUGCUAGUCUCUGACCUCUCUAGUACUUCACGGUCGUCUGCACCUGACAGAUCAAGAUGUGCAACAAUCCUUUCAGUUACUUAAAUGUUUUUCAUGUGGGUUGUUUCAAUGUUGUCACUUUGUCUAGAUUAAUUAUGUACAUACAGUACCUGUAAAAAGUUUGGACACACCUACUCAUUCCACUGUUUUUCUUUAUUUUUACUAUUUUCUACAUUGUAGAAUAUUAGUGAAGACAUCAAAACUAUGAAAUAACACAUGGAAUC